Molecule: messenger RNA, 255 nt
Organism: Necator americanus (New World hookworm)
Lineage: Eukaryota; Metazoa; Nematoda; Chromadorea; Rhabditida; Ancylostomatidae
Exons: 2
Coding region: 1-255 (84 amino acids)
Source: RefSeq, a predicted model, not a curated record
AUGUGGGUCUCAACUGUCCCCUACAAAGCCUUCUCACCCAAAACAAUGCCCAAGACAGGAAUCGAAGUUGUGUCGCCACGGCCACAACGUGGAGUACUAACCACUAUACUACUUGGGCCGAAAGCAAUGUGGGUCUCAACUGUCCCCUACAAAGCCUUCUCACCCAAAACAAUGCCCAAGACAGGAAUCGAAGUUGUGUCGCCACGGCCACAACGUGGAGUACUAACCACUAUACUACUUGGGCCGAAAGCGUAG